CAUCAAUAAGAUAUGUCCAGCGGGAUUACGUAACGGAAAGAUUUAUCCUUCUAAAUCUUGGAUAAUUGCUAUGUUUGAGGUGGGAUAAUUCUUGUGAUAUACUCCAAGAUAUCAGAAUUUCAGAAUUGGUUGCGGCUUCAAUCCCAUCUAGCGUUCAGCCCCUGAAUCGGGUUGCAGCCUUGCCGGUGCAGUCUUUUAUUCCUACGCGAGGUCACCGGUGGGGUACUUAUUCCUAACCUAAGUCUGAUUCACAACUAAAUGAACAAUGUCACAAAUCGUCCAAUACAUCGUAGUUCGUCAAGAUCUGAUGAAAAUCAUGGGCUGGCCAGUCGGUGCAGUUAUUGCUCAAGCAUGCCACGCGUGUGCCGCUGUAACUCAUUUAUUCCAAGACGAUAUUCACAUGAAAACUUAUCUCGCUGACUUGGAUAAUAUGCAUAAGGUGGUUUUGGAGGCCCCAGAUGAGGCAAGUUUAACAGACUUGAAAGCGACUUUGGAUCAAAAUGAAAUCAAGUACAAGCUCUGGAUAGAACAGCCAGAAAACAUACCAACUUGCGUCGUUGUAAAACCAUACCCCAAACAAGAGAUUCAAAUGUUCUUCAAAAAGUUCAAAUUAUUCAAGUGAUAAUGUGUAUAUAGUGGAAAACAAUCACCGUUUUAUCAUUCAGGUGCUCUUUAAUUGCGUAUUUGUGCCCCUAGUGACAUGGUCUGCAGAAAAAUGAUAAAAAUUUCUUUUAUACAGUCGUAUGGCUCGUUAAAACAUAAAAGUUGAAUAAUUAUUGUAAUGAAUAACACUGUAUGAUUCGCUGGAAAUAAAAAUAUUCCGUACGAAACAUUA
Molecule: messenger RNA, 835 nt
Organism: Athalia rosae (coleseed sawfly)
Lineage: Eukaryota; Metazoa; Arthropoda; Insecta; Hymenoptera; Athaliidae
Product: putative peptidyl-tRNA hydrolase PTRHD1
Exons: 3
Coding region: 266-622 (118 amino acids)
Molecular function (GO): peptidyl-tRNA hydrolase activity
Source: RefSeq, a predicted model, not a curated record